Molecule: messenger RNA, 2157 nt
Organism: Tetranychus urticae (two-spotted spider mite)
Lineage: Eukaryota; Metazoa; Arthropoda; Arachnida; Trombidiformes; Tetranychidae
Product: bestrophin-4-like
Molecular function (GO): chloride channel activity
Source: RefSeq, a predicted model, not a curated record
UAAACUAAUAUGCUUCUGCUUUAAUCAAUAAAUGCAAAUGCAAAAUGAAGAUGAUUGUAAAUCAAUCUUUCAAGGUUAAUGAAAUCUCAACUCCUUAAACCAUGUUAAUGAAUUAUGAGUUAAACUUAAACCAUAGUUAAUCGCUAUUCUCAAUCAACCAUUUAUCACUUAAUCAUCAACCAGCCAAACAAUUAUGCAGCCUAUAAUUGUAAUCAAAAAUAUCAAAUUACCUUAGUCCAAUCAAUCGUAGACAAUACAUUAAAUCGUCUUGCACAAAUAAACAACACUAAACACAGAAGGCAAAGUUGACUAUUUUUCAGUUUUUCAAUAAAACAAUAAUACUUAAUAACUUAAAGUCAAAAUAUUUGAUCGUUAUUAUGACAGUUACUUAUACGCUUAGUGUUGCCGAAUCUCGUCUUUCUGGAUUCCCUCGAUUACUAAUCAAAUGGAAAGGAAGUAUUUAUAAACUUUUGUACCGCGAAAUGAUUAUAUUUUGCUUCUUCUUUUAUCUAAUUCACUUAAUUUACCACCGAGUUCUCAGCCAAAAUCAACAAAGAAUAUUCAAUAAGCUCUCUGAUUAUUGUGACACUUACACCAAUUUCAUUCCACUUUCCUUUGUUCUUGGUUUUUAUGUAACUAUUGUUGUCACCCGUUGGUGGCAGCAAUGGUUGGCUAUCCCUUGGCCUGAUAAAUUGGCAAUGCUGGUAUCGGCGUAUCUUCCUGGAAUCGAUGAAAGGUCCACCGUGAUUAGGAUUACACUAAUGAGAUACAUGUUAGCCAUGCAGGGAUUAACCUUUCAAGCCAUUAGUACAUCAAUCCGUAAACGGUUUCCAACGGAAGAGGAUUUAGUGAAGGCCGGGUUAAUGACUUAUGAGGAUUUAGAGGCUUACUUAGCUACUGUCGAUGUUUAUGGUCGCUGGUGGAUACCAAGCCAAUGGUUUACCUCACUAUUAAUGGAAGCUUACAGAGAAGGCAAGGUUAAACAUGAAAUGUUUGUACGUGAAAUUAUCAAUGAGAUGCAUGUUUUUCGUGGUAAUUGUGGCUCUUUAUUUGCUUUUGAUUGGAUAAGUAUUCCUUUGGUUUAUACUCAAACGGUUACAAUUGCUGUGUAUACUUAUUUUGGUGCCAAAUUGAUUGGACGUCAAUAUACAACAAUAUCAUCUUCAAACUCAACAGCUACUGAAUCAAGUCAGCUUGACUUUGGAUCGUCCACUGUUAAUCAAACCAAUAUUGAUCCAAUAGCUUUUCUUGGAACUGAUACAACACCAUUUACAUUUUAUAUACCUUUCUUUACGAUUGCUGAGUUCUUCUUCUUUAUGGGCUGGUUGAAAGUUGCUGAACAGUUGAUUAAUCCAUUUGGAGAAGAUGAUGAUGAUUAUGAUUGCAAUUGGAUUUUAGAUCGUAAUAUUUUUGUAUCUUUCAUUAUUGUUGAUGGUAUGCAUCAAAAACAUCCAGAUUUAGGUUUACCUCCUAAACCAGAGAUUGUUAUUUCUUCUCAACCAACAAUGGAAUUGAAUCAAAGAAGAGCUUCCAUCAAUCCUCAUUCUGGUUCAACAAUGAAUCUCUCUGUUGUCAAACAACGUCGGCCUUCUCGGUCAAUUAAUUCAAUUAAUUUUCUUGAUUCCUUGUCAAAUGACAAAUUGUCACCUAAUCUAGAAAUUGAUAGCAAUGAGGACAAUUUUAAUAUCAACAAUAACAGUCUAAAUAACUGCAGUAAUCAAACUCCUUUAAGCUGGCAACACAGAACGAUGUCAUUUUGUGUCCCCUCUGACAAUGUAUUUCAAUUAACAGAAUCUAAACAAGUUGGAGGAAGACGAAGAAAAUUAUCUCUAGAAGAGAAUCGUUCAUUCAGUGGAAAACCGUUUAAACCAACAAACAAACUUCAAACCCAUGUUGAAUGUAAUGAAGAUGCUGAAAUUAAUGCGACUGAGAAUCAAAAUUGUGAAGACGAAAUUCGGUUGCUUUUGAAUCAAGAUGAAACUGGGACCGAUUAAUAACCUGAAAUUACAAAUCAAACAAAUCAUUGAAUUUGUUUCUUCUGAAUUGUUCAUUCACCAAGAAUUGUCUUGUUAUUGAAAGUCUUUUAAUUGUUUGAAGAUAACUUAACAGAUUUUAUAUGAAAUAUAUAUUUAAUUAUAACCAAAUCUUAUUUAGUAA